AUGAACGAGCAUUAUUUGCCUGCAAAGGCUCUGACUCAACAACCGCGGGCCACGGGUCCGUCUCUUCUUGCUUGUCUUCUAUGUCGCCAUAAGCACCUCAAGUGUGAUGGAGCCACGCCUGUGUGUAGCCGUUGUGCCGCCACAGGUGCAGAGUGCCAGUAUACCCCGUCGCGGCGAGGAUACAAGGGCCCCUCGAAGAAGCGGCGCGCCAAUCCUUCCUCACCUGAGCAACUACCAGCCGAUCUUGCACCAUCUUUUGACCCUAAUGUUGGGUUCUACAAUGUGCCUGUGGAUUGGAAUGCUUUGAAUCCUUAUCCAUAUGUGCCUUCGGCCACCCUUCCUGCCUCAACCUCCUCGGGAAGUAGUCCCCAAUUCACUGAACAACCUGGGGCUUCGCAGCAAGUGGUCACCAAGAACGCACCUCUGACCCCUGAAUCGUCGUCAUCACUUUCCAAUGAUGGAUAUCUUGUCGACAUUUACUAUCAGUUCUUCCACCCUUCGCACCCCAUCUUGCCUCCGAUCAAGACACUCUAUCACAACCGUGUGCCACCUUACCUUGAGCAAGUCAUCAAGUUUGUGGGAUCUCAUUUCACUCCCGCCGCGUCGAGUGAGACUUAUCGACCCGGCAUCAUGACGACUGUUAUGGAGCAGGAAGGAACGUUGGAGAAGAUUCAAGCUCUUCUCCUACUCGCGAUUGUGCUCCAUUCGCGAAACGAACGGGAUAAGGCCAAAGAUUGCCUUAUUACCGCAGUUGACCUGGCCUUUGAGCUCGGUCUUCAUACUAGGGAUUUCGCUACCACAAUGGGCGGUGGUAAUCCGCUUAGGGAGGAGUGCCUAAGACGUACAUGGUGGGAAUUGUUCAUCAUUGAGGCUAUGUUGACAGCACUUGGACUUCAAAAAAGUCCUCGAACACAUCAUGUGCCCCUCGAAGUACCACUUCCCUGCGAGGAGCGGAUAUAUCAGGACGGGAUAGAGCCUCCGCCGCCACCCACGAUCGCGCAGUUUGAUGAGCGUGUCUUUGCCGACGAGGAGCGAGAUUUCUCAUCCUAUACGUAUCGAAUCGAAGCGGCGCGUAUCCUAGGACGUGUUGUGGCCAUUCAAGACCUGGUUGAAGGCCAGCAGGACCAAGUGGAAUCGAUUGACGCCCGAAUCACAAGCUUUUUUCAUCACCUCCCUGAAUCUAAAGCAGAGCUUUUGCGCCCCGACGGGACCGUUGACGAGAUGAUGUUCCAGGCGACAAUGGUGGUGAAUGGCACGGCGAUUUACCUCCAUUUCCCGCGUUCAGACUUGCUUUCAUCGCCAGCCGUUGCGGCCGAAGUCAUUUGCGGUCACCACGGGCCAUGUUCCGUCCCGGCAUUUUCACACCACUCCCACGCCAUGAAAGCCCUUAAAGCAGCCAGCGAAAUUUCCUCGCUAGCCUCCAUCCGCAUGCCUGUAGUUAAGCACACGCCGUUCUUCAUCUGCUCGCUUGUUAUGAGUUCGAUUGUGCAACUUGCCGCCUGCUCAGUCAAAGCAGGGCAAAUGCCAGAUCCCAGCCGCGAUCGCUUGGCGCUGACUAUCGGAGUUUUCAAAACUCUGGCCAACACCUGGGCAAUCUCGCAGUCGAUUAUGCGACAGAUCAAGGCUGUCGCUCGGGAUGUGAUGGAUAUGGGCUUGCGGCCGACGAUGGCCAUGGAUCAGAUUGAUUUGAAUACGGUUCUUGAUAACAAUGGCCGAUUUUGGCUCGCAGAGGCUCUUCCGAGGUAG
Messenger RNA from Aspergillus nidulans FGSC A4, 1746 nucleotides. Its product is annotated as Zn(II)2Cys6 transcription factor. Lineage: Eukaryota; Fungi; Ascomycota; Eurotiomycetes; Eurotiales; Aspergillaceae. The record is from RefSeq and is a predicted model, not a curated record. Gene Ontology annotation, molecular function: zinc ion binding; DNA-binding transcription factor activity, RNA polymerase II-specific; DNA binding. The coding region runs from base 1 to 1746 and encodes 581 amino acids. Gene Ontology annotation, biological process: regulation of DNA-templated transcription; DNA-templated transcription; positive regulation of DNA-templated transcription. The transcript has a single exon. Gene Ontology annotation, cellular component: nucleus.